GCACCUCUCUCCAGCAGAGGGAUGAGCCGCUGGGCAGAGAACCUGAGGGCCUUCCUGGCCCAGGUGGAGGCCAAAGCAGGGCAAGAGAAAGGGAAGUUGGCGGAGGAAUUCCAGGAAAUCAAAGCCCGGGCUGUGGCGUUUCGGCAACAGCAGAGCAUUUCAACAGAGGCUGGUGCCAGCAAGGAGAAUGUCAAGAAGAACCGUUACAAAGACAUCUUGCCAUAUGAUCAGACCAGAGUUGUUCUGAACAUAUUGACGGAAGAAGGACAGACGGAUUAUAUCAAUGCCAAUUUCAUCCAGGGUGUGGAUAAUAAGAGAUGCUACAUUGCGACACAAGGGCCUCUUCAGCACACUGUGCUUGACUUUUGGCGCAUGGUUUGGCAAUACAGAGUCAAGGUGAUUGUCAUGGCCUGCCGGGAAGUGGAAAUGGGCAAGAAAAAAUGUGAGCGUUACUGGCCCUUGGCAGAUGAGACGUUGCACUUCGGACCUUUCUCCAUAGCACAGGCUAAAGAACAGGAACUCAAUCCAGAUGUCAUUCUGCGGAUGCUUACUGUGACAUUCCAGAAGGAGGAACGGACCAUCUCCCAUUUCCAGUACGUGGCUUGGCCAGACCGGGGCAUCCCCGACACCCACGGCUACUUCCUUAACAUGAUCGAACAAGUGAGGACCAAGCAGGGCGAGGACAGCGCUCCCAUCAGUGUGCACUGCAGCGCCGGCUGUGGGAGGACGGGUGUGAUCUGCACGUUGGACUACAUCCGGCAGCUGCUGCUGAAACAGAGAAUCCCUCCGCACUUCAGCAUUUUUGAUGUCGUCCUAGAAAUGAGGAAGCAGAGGCCGGCUGCCGUUCAGACCCAGGAGCAGUACGAGUUUGUCUAUCGUGCAGUUAUUGAAAUGUUCCGGGCUGCCUUGGGCAUCUCUGUCCCAAACUAUGAAAACCUCAAGGAGAACCGUCUUCCUCUGUAUGACGACGCCCUCUCCUUCCGGCAUCCGGCGGUGCCCCUGCUCAAACGAAGCACCAUCCUCCGGAGUAUCUCGGUGCCCACCGAUCCCACCCCUUCAGCUCUUCCGGAACUGCCACCAAAGAUGGGGGAUACCUACGCGGUUGUGAACAAGCUCCGGCGAAGCGGAGGAGUGCCUUCUCCCACCGGUGAGGCCCGGCAAGACGGAGCCGCACCCCUGUACGCUUCUGUGACGCCUCGGGCCAGCAACGUCCCUGACUCCUCAACGGUUGACCCCAACGCCUUUGUGGGGUUACAAGCCAGCCAUUCGCUGCCUGGAAGCCCCAUAAGGCGGCCACCCCCCAGCUCAGCCUGUGAAUACGCCACUGUUAACACAUCUGCUCCAGCUGAUACCUCUUCUAGAGCUACCACGCCCCCAUCUCAUUCCAACGGACUUGGCAAAAACUUCCUGAGGAACUUGAUGCCCCCAGUUUUUAUUUCAUCGCCUGGGAAAAAAGCUCUGACGUCACCCCGAAAUAUCCCCCCACAAGCAUAUGAAGACAUAGGUGAUCCUGUUCCCCGGGGCGUCUCAAACACGGCGGGGUCUUCCACCAAUCCAAUGGGGUUUAACUUCCGCAUCGGAAAGCCGAAAGGACCGAGAGACCCUCCCGCAGAGUGGAGCCGGGUGUAG
Messenger RNA from Euleptes europaea (tarantolino), 1629 nucleotides. RefSeq names its product protein tyrosine phosphatase non-receptor type 18 (gene PTPN18). The transcript is spliced from 17 exons. The record is from RefSeq and is a predicted model, not a curated record. NCBI's taxonomy places the organism in Eukaryota, Metazoa, Chordata, Lepidosauria, Squamata, Sphaerodactylidae. Gene Ontology annotation, molecular function: non-membrane spanning protein tyrosine phosphatase activity. Bases 22 to 1629 code for a protein of 535 amino acids. Gene Ontology annotation, biological process: peptidyl-tyrosine dephosphorylation. Gene Ontology annotation, cellular component: cytoplasm; nucleus.